UUGUGGUUAACGUAAGCACAGUCACUUGCUAGGCGUUUCAGGGAGAGUUCGCCUAAUAACAUCGUCUUAAAAGUUGUACUUUUCUGAGUCUGAAAAAUAACUGCUAUAAUAAAAGUCUUUUAAAGACUUAGUGCUUGUCAUGCAGCGUAUUGUUAUUGUAUUACUGGGCCUGGCCAGCCUGGUGGCCGGUGGUGUUAUAUUGGAUCGUGGAAGAGUGGGUCUCACGGGCCAAGUCGGUCUAGGUUUGCAAACUAUGCAGGGUAUAUCAGGAGGUGUUGGUGGUAUGGGAAUUGGUAUUGGUUCAGGCACUGGACAAACCUUGUCCAGAGAUGAAUUAUUGCGUCAAAAAUUCAUUUUGGAUGUUUUACAUUUGGUUUAUCAGCCAUUGCAGCAGCAGGAUCUAUUGCAGUUGGAUGAUCCUAAUACCGUGGCCAAUGAGGAUCUUUACAUGCGUCCUUUAACCCGUGAAAUGCUUAUGGUUUUGGAUUUGAUACGCAACAAUCAAAUGUUGGGGAAACAAACCAUUUGUAGAAUCACAAAUGAUUUGCAUAUGCAGCAAAUGUUGGGUCUCUAUAGACUUAUGGUGAAUGCCCGUGAUUUCCAGACCUUCCAACAUUUGGUAGUCUAUGCCCGCCAAAACGUUAAUACCGAAAUGUUUGUCAAUUCCUUGAUUUUGGCUUUGGGAGAACGCAACGAUACCCAAAAUUUGAUUGUGCCUGCUUUGUAUGAAGUUUUAGCUGAAAUUUACCAACAAGAUCAGGUUAUUAAUCAAGUUAUUGAUCAAGUACAUCAAAUGGAAUCGGGAACUUCUUCAGUUAGACCUCAAUUGAUGGAUGUUAUUGGUAUGGGCCAUCAAAAUCGUUUUUUGGCCGAUCAGCAACAGCAGCAGGGUGGUUUCUUGGGUAUCUUGAAUAAAUCUCAAUUGUGGAUGCCCUGGCGCGAAUUCCAUCGGCAAUUAGCUUGGCGUAAAAUGAUGCUUGGCGGUAAGGGACCCGGUAUGAUGGGUGGUAAUGUAGUACAGCAACAGGGUCAAAUUCAACAGGACAAAUUGGAAAUUCCUCUAACUGGUAAUGGUUUGUUGAGCCAGGAUAUAGGACUUAAAGCUUAUGUCAACAUUCUUAUCGACGAACUAAUAGUAAAUCAAGAUAUUAUAAGAAACUCCCAGAACCAGCAACCUAUUGGAAUAGGUGGUAGUUUGAGAGGAAGAGGACAAAUGAAUCGUGCAGGAAAUGAUAAUAAUAUGCAUAGUAGUGCCGGCAUUUUGGGCGGUAGAGGACAAUUGAAUACCUACGGUGGAUUGGGAGGUAAUCGUAAUUAUAAUGAUGACAAUGACUACCAACAAGGCGGUAUUCUAAGUGGCAGACGUGAUAAUACUUUGGGAGGAGGAUUCGGAAGAAAUCGUGGCGAUAAUGACGACAAUGACUACCAACAAGGCGGUAUUCUAAGUGGCAGACGUGAUAAUACUCUGGGAGGAGGACAAACAAAUACCUUGGGAGGAUUCGGCAGAAAUCGUGGUGAUAACGAUGACAAUAACUACCAACAAGGCGGUGGCAGACGUGGCAAUGCUAUGGGAGAAGGUGUCAAUACUGAUCGUCUAUUAUUUAUAGGCCGUCGCCAGCGUGGUAAUGAUAUUGGUGUAAACGAUGAUUUUAAUCGCAAUAAUAUGGGAGGACGUCGAAUCGGUGUCGAUACGGAUGAAAUGCAAGGUAAUAGCGGCAGAAGACUUGGAGGUUUAGAUAUUGACUAUGAACAUGCUAUGGAUAGAAAUCGUGUUAUGGCGGGAGGAAGACGUCAAACACAAAACCAAAAUAUUUAUGAUAACGAAGACUUGCAAAUGGGAGGCGGAAGAAGAUAUCUCGGAGACUUGCAACGUAAUCAAGGACAAACCGUUGGCCGCAAUAUGCAGGAAAGAGAACAUGGCAUUAACACUGUUAGUGCCAAUGAUGCUCGUCUCUUGUUUGUAGGCAGACGACGUAAAGAUCCCAAUAAUGUGCAAACGAUUAGCGGUGGUAAUAUUCAUGACAAUGAUGAUGAUGAUAGAAUCUCUGGAGGACGUCGUGUUUCCAAGGAAGACAAAAAUGAGGAACGCCAAAACAAGAACAAGUACCGCUAUGAAGAUGAUGACAAAGACUCCCAAUACGAUAGUAGACGAGAGAACAGCGAACGUUACAUUAAUGUCAAUAGAAGAGGUAUGUUAUGGGACCAAAACCCAGAUGAUGUUUACAAUGAUUUGCCCUGGAAUAUGCAACAAGGCCGGUACGGUUUGAAUGUUAACGGUCGUAAUAAUUGGCGUCAACAGCAAAUUAUUGAUGAUGAUGUCUAUGGAAAUUUAUACGGUAAACAAGGUCAAGGUUAUGGCAUGGGUGUGGGUCGUGGUCGUAAUGAUUUUCUUAACAUUGUGAAUCGUGGUCAAAGACAACCGUUUGAUAAUGAACAGGAUUUAAUGUGGAAUCAAGGCGGUAGCUUAGAUAUGCGUUUACCCACCACCAGCAUUGAUGAUGAACGUUUAUUACACAUUAGUCGCCAUAAACUUAGCAACGUGGAAGAGGGACGUCGUGUUAGCAACGCUCAACAAGAUCUAGAUGAUGAUGACGAAUAUAUGAUCCAAACUGAUAGGCAGGGACGUAGCAGCCAAGGAAAUGUACGUGGUCAACAACAAACAAAUUAUCAAACCAACAGCUAUGAUGCAAACCGUCGUGGUAAUCAGAACAGUGAUAGCUAUCGUGGACAAAAUCGUGAAACCACUGGACGCCGCUACAGACGCAGUCUUAUCAAUCAACAGCAAAAUAUAGACAAUGUCGAGGCGGUCACUGGUAAGCUAUUGUUGUAUACCAUACAACAAUUAGUAGCACGUCUCAAUGUAGAACGUAUUGCCUUGGGACAACCUCAACUGGUAGAUAAUUCUCAAAAUAACUUGGGUCAACAAGGUCUUCUUAACCACAAUAUGGGAGGACACUUAACCAUUAGCUCCAACAAUAUACGUGAUGUUGAUGUACAUACCGUGCAAAAAAUUGAAGAAAUUCUCCAGCGUAUUGAUCAAGUUUUGGAACAAAGAAUUGGUGACAUCUCCGUUAUGAGCUACAAUCAAAAAGUCAAUGAAAUUGGUCUUUUGUUAGCCGGACAAAUUGAAGAAAUUGGUUUGGUGCAACUCUUGGGUGAGAUUCUACAACAGGGCACGGUACAGCAACAACACCGUAAAGGACAAGUAGCCAAUAUUUUGGAAAAUCAAGGAGCUCAAAUGCUAUUAGCCGGUAUAGUGAAAGUCAUCGACAAUAAGGUACAACAGGUGUAUAGAACCCGUAAGGAAUUCAUUAACACCUUAGAAGGUGUUACCAUCCAUGAUGUAGAUGUUGACCAAUUGCAAACCUAUUUGGAAUAUGCCGAAGUAGAUCUUAGCAAUUUGCUAAAGAACAAUAUGGAUCAAUCGAAGGAAGUUAUAGGUCGCGUGCCUCGUCUUAACCACAAAAACUUUAAAAUUGAAGUUGAUGUCACUUCCGAUCGCCAGCAGCAGGUGGUGGUGCGCAAUUUAUUGGUGCCCAAAGUAGAUGGUCUAGGAAACAAAAUUCCCCUACAAGAAAGACGUCAAAAUGUCAUUGUUUUGGACAUAACAACUGCUCAAUUAAAUCCCGGCCACAAUAAACUUAAACUUCGUUCCAAUGAUAUAACCUUAACCGCCCGUGAUACUACACCUCUUACCCAGAUUUAUCAACAUGUUAUGCAAGCCUUAAAUGGCAACAUCCAAUUGCCACGCAAUCUUUUGGUGGGUCAAACCAAUCGUCUGCCUCAUCGUUUGUUAUUGCCACGUGGUCGCCCUAAUGGUUUACCCAUGCAACUGAUUACUGUCAUCACUCGCGUUCAACAAAAUUCUGCUGGACUCCGUAAUCAAGGUACUUCUUCUGCUUUAGAUAUUUUGUUACUCGAUCAUUUGCCUUUGAAUUAUCCUCUGCACUGUGAUAUCACCGAUCUCGAUGGUGUUAUAAAUAUGCCCAAUCUUAUGGUCAAGGAUGUUAAAAUCUAUCAUGAUGAUAAUAUUCAAAUGCAUAACUACUAAUCGAAUAACUGAAUGAAUGCUGACGACUGUUAAUGAAAACUGAUACUAACGAUGAUGUGACUAAUAUGACUGUAAUUUUGGAUUAUGAUUAUGAUUAAUUUCCUAUAAUAUAUGUAAUUUCUUUAAUUUUAAGAAAAAAGUGUUCUUGCAAUAAAUGCUAUAAAAAAAGCA
Molecule: messenger RNA, 4222 nt
Organism: Lucilia sericata (common green bottle fly)
Lineage: Eukaryota; Metazoa; Arthropoda; Insecta; Diptera; Calliphoridae
Gene: Fbp1
Product: fat-body protein 1
Exons: 3
Coding region: 140-4051 (1303 amino acids)
Source: RefSeq, a predicted model, not a curated record